AUGGUUUCCAGGAAGAUCACAGACAAGGACAGCUACAAGGUGUGUGUUGUCCUUUUCUCUUUUUUGAAUGUGUUCGACAGUGCCGUCCGUGAGAGGUUUCCCAAGCUGCUGAGACUGGAUGGGCACAGCCUCCCCCUUCCCAUCGCCUUCGAUAUCGAAGCCCCGACGACGCUCCCUCCAGGCAAGGGCAGUUACUUUGGCUCCGAUGACAUCAAGAGCUUGAUCCUGCGCUUCUUGGAGCAGUAUUACAGUGUGUAUGACUCUGCGGACAGGCAGCCUCUGCUGGAUGCCUAUCACGAUGGAGCCAGCUUCUCCCUCGCUGUGCCCUUCACCACGCAGAACCCCUCCAGGAGCAGUCUGGGGGAGUAUCUGAAAGACAGCCGGAACUUGAAGAAACUGAACAAUCCUGCCGCUCGGUUCCGUCUGUUGAAGCACACAAGGCUGAUGGUGGUGGCUUUCCUGAACGAGCUCCCCAAGACGCAGCAUGAUGUCAGCUCCUUCGUGGUGGACGUGAGCGCGUGCACUAACACUCUGCUGAGUUUCACAGUCACUGGAGUGUUUAAGGAAGUUGAUGGCAAGGCCCAGGACUCUGUGAGGGCGUUCUCGAGGGUGUUUGUCACGGUGCCUGCUGGGAACGCUGGGCUGUGCAUUGUGAAUGACGAGCUGUUUGUUCGCAACGCCUCGACGGAGGAGAUCCGCAGAGCCUUCGCCACGCCGGCCCCCACCCCCUCCAGCAGCCCCGUGCCCAGCCUCUCUGCCCCGCAGCAGGACAUGCUCUCCGCAUUCUCCCUGCAGUCCGGCAUGAACCUGGAGUGGACGCAGAAGUGUCUCCAGGAUAACGAAUGGGAUUUUAACAGGGCUGCUCAGAUCUUCACUCAGCUGAAGGCGGAAGGGAAGAUCCCAGAUGUUGCUUUCAUAAAGUGAGAGGAGGAGGAGGAGGAGGAGACGGGUGAAGAUCAGACAGAGCGGCUCAGAGACGCUCUUCAUCUACACAAACUUUUAUUUGAACCCUUAUUUCUGACUGUGAACUCUCACCCCCCUCUAUCAGCACAGUGUGAGAUUAUUCCUUUAUUUUAGCACCGCUGCAGGCCCUCGUUUCUGGAGCUCUGCUGGGUGUCUCUCUUGUAUAUUGUUUUAUUAAUAAAGUCCAGACCCUUUUUUUGUUAA
Molecule: messenger RNA, 1167 nt
Organism: Polyodon spathula (Mississippi paddlefish)
Lineage: Eukaryota; Metazoa; Chordata; Actinopteri; Acipenseriformes; Polyodontidae
Product: nuclear RNA export factor 1-like
Exons: 13
Coding region: 1-924 (307 amino acids)
Biological process (GO): poly(A)+ mRNA export from nucleus
Cellular component (GO): nucleus
Molecular function (GO): RNA binding; protein binding
Source: RefSeq, a predicted model, not a curated record